GACGUUUUUAUGGUGAAAUAUAGUUGUGAUAAUUCGAUAUAUUUGUACCAUGUCAGAUGUCAAGAGGUGAAUAAGUCUGUGUUUUGUGUUCUAACCUGUGAGUGACAGUUUUUUAUAUUGUUUGGGAUUUGGAGCGAUAAACAUAUCGGUGAUAGGAGGUGGGAUGAGAUUGGUGUGUUCGGGUCGUUUUAGUAUAUCGCGCGUGUGUAGUGCGUAGUGGGCAGUGGUCCGAUGUGGGUGAGCUGGUAGCUGUGAGCAUGGUGUGGGCAUGGCGCGCGCUCGCGCUGGCGUCCGCGCUGGUGUGGGCUGGCGCAGUACAGGCACUGUCGGAACAAGUGUACCACAAUCAGUUCGCGGUGCAUAUUCCCGGCGGCGAACACCACGUGGAUGACAUCGCCAGAAGACAUGGUUUCGUCAAUCAUGGACAGAUUGGCUCCUUAAAGGGCUACUACUUGUUAUCACACCACGAAGUUCACAAGCGAUCUACUGGACCCAGUCACGAACACCAUCGAAAGCUUAACGAGGAACCACAAGUACGGUGGGUACAACAACAGCGCGAGCGGCAGAGAGUGAAGCGAGACUACAGUCCGUACGACAGUACUUUGUGGUCCCAGAUAAAUAGAAGACUGCCGUCACAUCGCACGCAUCAUCGCGCGCUUGCUUCGGCGCCGUUCUACCCUGAUCCCUUAUAUAAGGAACAAUGGUACUUGAACGGAGGUGCUAAAGAUGGCUUAGACAUGAAUGUAGCUCCUGCCUGGCAAAAGGGAUAUACUGGCAAAGGCGUUGUGGUAUCAAUCCUCGAUGACGGUAUCCAAACAAACCACCCCGAUCUUGCACAAAAUUACGACCCCAAUGCGUCAACGGACAUAAAUGGUAACGACGAAGAUCCAAUGCCUCAAGACAAUGGAGAUAAUAAGCAUGGUACAAGAUGCGCAGGAGAAGUAGCAGCAGUUGCUUAUAACCAAUACUGUGGUGUUGGUAUAGCUUACAAUGCCAGUAUAGGUGGAGUUAGAAUGUUAGAUGGUGUGGUCAACGACGCUGUCGAAGCUCGAGCCUUAGGUCUCAAUCCUGAUCAUAUAGAUAUCUAUAGUGCGUCUUGGGGACCAGAAGACGACGGUAAAACUGUUGAUGGGCCAGGACCAUUGGCUAGACGAGCAUUUAUCUACGGAGUAACCAGUGGACGUCGAGGUAAAGGCUCAAUAUUCGUUUGGGCUUCCGGAAACGGUGGCCGGCAUACUGAUUCUUGUAAUUGUGAUGGUUAUACGAACAGUAUAUUCACACUUUCGAUAUCUAGUGCCACACAAGGAGGGUACAAGCCCUGGUAUUUAGAAGAGUGCUCUUCAACUUUAACUACUACAUACAGUUCUGGAACUCCAGGACAUGAUAAAAGUGUAGCUACUGUUGACAUGGAUGGACGAUUAAGAUCUGAUCAUAUUUGUACUGUAGAACAUACUGGAACGUCGGCAUCUGCUCCUCUUGCUGCUGGCAUUUGUGCUUUGGCGUUGGAAGCCAAUCCUGAUUUAACAUGGAGAGACAUGCAAUAUCUUGUAGUUUUAACAUCGCGACCACAACCGCUGGAGAAAGAAAAUGGUUGGGUCAUAAAUGGGGUGAAAAGAAAAGUCAGCCAUAAGUUCGGCUAUGGUUUGAUGGAUGCUGCCGAGAUGGUAAAUUUAGCUGAACAGUGGGUAUCGGUCCCACCUCAACAUAUUUGUAAGUCGCAAGAAAUAAAUGAAGAUAAGCCUAUAGAGCCAUCAUUCGCAUAUAAUUUAGCCGUUCACAUGGACGUUAAUGGUUGUAGUGGAACGGUUAAUGAAGUUCGGUACCUCGAACAUGUUCAGUGUAAGAUAUCAUUAAGGUUUUUCCCUCGCGGUAACUUACGUAUAUUAUUAACAUCCCCCAUGGGGACGACUUCUACGCUUCUAUUCGAGAGGCCACGCGACGUCGUCAGUUCAAAUUUCGAUGAUUGGCCUUUCCUCAGUGUUCAUUUUUGGGGAGAACACGCCGAAGGCAGAUGGACACUACAAAUUGUAAAUGGAGGUAAUAGACACGUAAAUCAACCAGGAAUACUCAAAAAAUGGCAGUUAAUAUUUUACGGUACUUCUAUCGAUCCCGUGAGAUUAAGAUCAAAGAGACCAUCGCCAGUGGCUCCUCCCUACGCGUUCCCAACUGCCGCGGAUGGCUAUGAAACUAUCGGUGAUUCUUUUUACAACACUGACGCGUUUGCCAAUUACCAGAAUUACCCGAGUCUCUUUGCCGCUGGGUCCGAUCCGGAAAAAGCGGUAGCUAGUCUCGAUGGACAUAACGUCCCUUCACCGCAUGGGGAAAAUGUCCUUGCUGAUAGUAAUGACAAGCGCGUCUUGCACGAAUGUGACCCUGAAUGCGAUACUCAAGGAUGUUACGGAAAAGGACCGACUCAGUGUAUUGCCUGCAAACAUUAUCGUUUAGACGAUGCCUGUGUUUCUCGAUGCCCUCCAAGAAGUUACGCAAACCAAGGCGGGGUUUGCUGGCCGUGUCAUGAGUCUUGUGAAACUUGCGUUGGCCCAGGACAAGAUUCAUGUCUUACAUGUGCUCCAGCUCAUUUGCUCGUAGCAGAUCUAGCGGUAUGCUUACAACAAUGCCCCGAUGGUUACUGGGAAGACACCCAAGCUGCAGUUUGUCGACCGUGUGCUUCUCAUUGUGCUACUUGUUCGGAACGAUCAGACGUUUGUACUUCUUGUGAACAUCAUUUGCUGCUUCACGAGGGUGUUUGUAUGCCGACUUGCCCACCUGGAUAUUUCGAGACAGAAGAAUACAUGUGUGCUAAGUGCCAUGCGUCAUGUGAUACUUGUGAAGGCAGUGGAGAAGCUCAGUGUGUGACUUGUCAUCCGACGACAUACGCGUUAGAAGGACGUUGUAUAGCGACUUGCCCUGCUGGGUAUUACGUAGACAAGAAAAGGAAAGAGUGUAUGAAGUGUCCCAUCGGUUGUGAUACAUGCACGAGUGCUUUUUGCUUGACUUGUGGCCCUAAUUGGGAAAUCAACAAAAAAGGCAAAUGUGUUCCAUCGGGAUCCGAACGGUGUUCGUCGAAGGAGUACGUUUUCGACCAGCGCUGCCAUCGGUGCAAUGACGCUUGUGAUUCUUGCUUUGGUCAAGACAACAGCCAUUGUCUCACUUGCCCGUCGCCAAAUCUCUUACAAGAUAACCAGUGCGUAUCAGAGUGCGGCCGAGGUUAUUAUUCCGAAGCAGGCCGAUGCGCUCGCUGCGUUCACGGUUGCGCGGAGUGUGUGUCGCGGCUAAACUGCACCGCGUGCGCAGGUUCCUUGCGCUUGCAGUCUGGAUCUUGCAGGACGUCUUGUGCUAAUGGGUACUAUGCAGACCGUGGGACCUGUUCUAAGUGCUAUUUGUCGUGCCGCACUUGCAUCGGUCCGAGAAGAGACCAGUGCGCCUCGUGUCCUGCAGGGUGGAGGUUGGCGGCGGGCGAGUGCCACCCAGAAUGUCCACAAGGUAUGUACUGUGGUGCAAGUCAAAUAACACAAGUGGGAUGCGAGUGCAUAAACUCAUCCGUAGCGGGAAAGCGACGGAUCGCAGAAUGGGGCGCAAUGCACACUGAGUCCAGUCAGCACACUUUGCCUGGUGUUGCCACUGUAGUUAUAGCGGUGUGUGCUGUCGCAGCUACAUUGUUCAUCACUGUACUUAUGGUUUUGCAGGUGAGUGCCCGCAAAACAGCACGAAGAAACAUCAGCGGUCCAUUAUACUCGCCGCUACCGUGCACCGACGGCGAUGUCACGGUCCUUAGCUCCCGCACCGCUUUCCCCGCAAGCGGAGUCAGCAACAAUGACCCGCACCGGGCCGAGAACGAGCCUCUCCUCGAACAUUGCACAUAACGCUGUGAUACCCCGCACCAUGGAACAAAACGUGAGUUCACCUAAAUAAAGGUCGCCACAGACCUAAUCAAAGUGAGGCACGAGUUUCAUAGCACUUAAGUAAAGUUUAGUGAUCAGUCACAAGCUAAAGGACCACAGUUGGAUUUUUAUAUAACUUUAUAAGAAUACGUAUUAUAAUUUAAAAAAAAAACUUGUAAAGUUGUAUGCGUGUAGAUAUAGUUAGUUUAGUUAGGAAAUGAUAUGACAACGAUUUAUAGGACAUUGUUGUUGAUAAAUUGAGAAAUUGUAUUGGAACGUUUUCGUGGAUCGAAGUUAAUGUAGAUGUCGUAUACAGUAUGUCGAUAUGACAAUCACAUAAACGACCAACGACUGUUCUCAUGGCCAAGUAAAUUGUUGAUCGUAAUAUUUGAACUGCAGCAAAAAAGUCCCAAAAAGUUGUCAGAAAAUAGGUCUAUGCUUUGAGCCCAAUGUGUAUUGGAUUAUUAUUAAUUCAACAAUGUUAAUUAAGGACUCGGUUACAAAACAGGAGAAUUGAAAUGAAAAUCUUUUAGCAAUUUGUACAGACCAGUAGUUAGGCAAGUAUUUACUACGCGCUUGUGUAGAACCUUUGUAGUCAAGAAAUUGAAAUUGUGUUAAUUUAAAAUUUAUAUAUAUAUCGAAUUUCUCCAUUUUGAGUUGUCAACAAUCACUAGUGUGCUCCUUCCAUUUGUUUGGUUUCCGUCGGGUUCAACCUCGAACUUGUACAGUCACUGGUGCUAUUUCUAUUUCUAAAUACCAUUGGACAUGUAUAACGGUUCUACACGAGCAUGUAUUAUAGUUGUAAAUUGUAAGUUUGAACAAACGUUCAGCGGGGCUCAACGAUGCCCGAUCUUAUGUGAUAUCGAUGGAUUAUAAAUAAGAAUUGCUUUUUUGUUCGCUGUUGUCCAUUUUUGAUACAAUUUGUACUAUGUAGAAAAAAAAAAUUUGCCAUAUGUUUUUCAUCAUCCAUUUUCAAAUUCUGUGUGGCAAAUCUAAAAUUAUUGUUAUAUAUCAUUAUUUCUUAAAAUUUUCCAUACGCGCAUAAAGCAACAGUCCAUCAUGGUGGCCUAAUCCAUUGUGGACCCUCGGAGAUUUAAAUUAUUUUUCGUGUAUUAUCGUUCGUUCAAGUCAGGGAUCUUCGUACUUGAAAUAUUUAUUUUACAACUUAAACAUUUUCUCUUUAAUACGGUGGUGGUUUGAUAAGCCCGUGACUUUGAGAAGAAAAAAAAAAUUUUUUUUUACAUUACGGUUUAUUUUUCUACGCAAACUUUUUUUGACUCUAUACACCUUGACCAGCGAUAUCCCAACUUUUCAACCCAUCGAAAAAUAUUUUUUGGCACACUGAAAACUAAGUCUCUUUUUCAGCACUUCCUCAUCUGAUGUGAAAAUCAGACAGAAAACUCGAAUAGGUCCAAAUCUGGUGCAUAUGGGGUGUGUGACAAUAGUUCGUACCAUAAUUCGACAAGUUUUCUUGCUCUGAUUGCAGAUGAAAAAAGGUAUACUCAAAAUUGCAUUUUCUCCAUGUUCAGAAAAUGUAUCGAUCUAACAUAACUUUUUCCAAUUCUUUUUUAUUUUUUUUAUUUUCGCGCUAAUUUAAAAAAGUAAGUCAGUUGCUUAGUAAGGAGUUUUAAAUUAAAAAAUCAAAAUAAAUUCCAAAAAAGUAUUUAUUUAACAUUGAAGUCACGUGUUUAUCAAACCGUCGUACAACGGUAGGUAAGUUAAAUGUGUAGUCUUGAUAAAAUCAAUAAUUUCUUGGCAAUCUAACAUCUCUAAUCCAAAACUUCUGACUUGAGAAUAUAUCUUCCUAAAUUUGGUUUCACCUAAAUCAGAUUUCGACCGCAAACUGAAUUGUAUAAAAUCAAUAGUUGAAUCAAACCUCAGUCAGUACGACAAACUUAGAUAUUCCGGCGGUAAAAAGAUUUACUACAUUUUGUUCGUAAACUAUGGACCUUCGGCAUGUUACUAUAAUUCAAUAAAGACGGGGUUUCUUGACCGAGUAGUAAAACAUAGAUAAACACUAUUUUCGUUACUAAUUUGAUAACAAAUGAACACUUACGCCGUUGUAACUUCUUUCUUUAAGCAGCUGUGGACGGUAAUGAUAAGUUUGCGUCUCGGUAAGUCUCUGUUUGCACAAGAAAUCAAUAACUUGCCAACUGAAGCUCACGGCAUCCCUGUUUUAGGUCCGAAAGUUAUAAUUGAUGGUAGGGCUUAGGGUAAUCUACACGGCCCUGAUGGGUUAGCUAUUCAUCCUGCAUUUUAUGUAUCUGGAGAGUUUUAGGAUACUUGUGCUUAUUCAUUAUAAGGUUAAAGGUUGAAAAAAAAAAAUACUAAUAAUAUGUUUUAACAUGAUUAAGUCUUGAACUAAAAAUUAAAUACAGAAUUUAAUUGUUUACAUCCACUGACAUGCAUUGCACUCCUGACAAUGGAGUGGUAAUGUCAGACAACCAAUUCUGUGAGUGCUUAUCACUAACAAAAUAAUUGAUAACUGUAAUUUUUAUUAGGGGCUUAAUUUAUUUAAUUUGUACUGAUAUAAUAUACGUUUGAAAGAAAAAACUUGAUAUUUACGAAAAGUAGCAUUAUUAGAAUCUGUGGAGUGGUUUUGGAGCGCAGCUGAUUUUCGGUGAUAUAAUUACUAUUACAACGGUUUAAUUUCCUAUCCAAUAUUAUUAUUGUCAAAAGUUUAUAUCUGGCGCCAUCGUAACCUACAUUUUAAAGUUUGAUUUUUGGUGCUGAUGUCAUUUCGGAGAUAAUUAGAAGAAUUUUGUAAAAAUGAUAAGAUGUGAGAAAAGGGCAAUUAAAUAUCUGAAAUUGAAACAGUUCACAGUUCAAUAAUAACUUGGCGUAAAUUGUCUAUUAAUACAAUAUAUACGUCUAAUAUUGUUCAAAAAGGAUGUCAUCAGAAAAUGAAAGAGAGUGCACGAAAAGAUUGAUGGAGCAAUCGGAAGAGGUGUCAAGAACGUAGCAAGUUUCACUUCGUCCGCAGCAUCUGCCUACCCUUUGGGAUACUGGCGUGAUAAUAUGUAUUUUUUCCUGCUAAACAUGAAUCUUCUUUAUUAUUUGUUUCGUAUCGCUGGCACAAUUCGUAUUACAAGUAAGUCAAUUAAUUAUCAUCGGCGUUUUUACUUUUCAACGUUGUAAAUGUCCAGUCAGGUUACGUCUUUGUUCACGGUCUUUCCCUUUCAUGACGGGAAUCUCAUCAAGAGUUCUAAAAAGCAAAACUUUUCCGAUUUCCUCCAACAUAUUUCUUCCAAAUAUUGGUUUAGGUUCUUCAUAUCUAGAAAUCUUUUCUACAAAAAUUCUUUAAGGUCUGUCCGCAAGAAAUUUACAUUUUUAUAGCUCUCGGACUGUAAACUACGUUUUCUGUUACAGCAGUCUUCUUAUUAUAAUAUUUCUUUGCACUUCUAGUUCCAUCAAAUAAUAGCUUAUAUAAAAUUUUGAAUCUCAUAUUCUGGUUACCAGGGAUGUCAAUUUUGUAACUAAUUUGAUAUUUAUAGAAAAUGUUAAAAGUUACAUUAAAAGUGCAUGAAAAAUAUUGCUGUUAUUUCAGAGAUGAAAGGUGUAUUUUUAUAUCAGUUCCACAUAUUAUAUUUAUUUGUUUUCUAAAUAUAUGUUUCAAAAUAGGCAACAGCAAACGAAUUCGUACCUAUUGAAAUGGUUGAUGAGAAAUAAUAUAUUUACUUGUGUCUACGGAAACUGGGAAAAUAAUCGUCUUCAUAACUGGGACUGAGGGCGGUAACCGUCAUAAGGUGUAUCAAUGUAUGCAAAAUUGAACACAAAAUACAUGAUUUUAACGUUAAAUUUACAAUGUACGUGCUUCCGAAACCAGUAACCGACAAAAAAGCAACAUUAAUGGUAAUAACGGUUACUUCUUUCGGUCUUUGGUCGUUAUCUUAUAACUAUACUGAGUGAAAUUUUAAAUCAUGAUGCAGUCAUCAUGAUUUAAAACUUCUCAAUACAGUUAUUGAGAACUUAUGUUCAACUUCAUAGGCAAUGUCUUUCAAAUGAACUUCCAAAUAUAGUAAUCAAACGAUAUUAUUAUUUUUUGUCAGCCUAAGAACGUACUCGGUAAUUUAACUACGCCAUAGUGAUGCCACAAUUUCAUAUUUUACUCUUUGUCUACUCAAAAAUAAAACUCAAAAUACUUUGGCUCUCUGAAUAUGACGUCGUGACUUUUACUUUUACUAUAUUUUUUUAAUUAUAAUUAGUUAGUAAGGUCCAAAAAGUUACCAUAGAAAUGUGUAAAUUGUACAAUUUUAUUUUGAACAUGUUCAAGCUGUAGCGGCAAUAGCUGAUAUUUAGGAAAAUACCUUUUGGGUGUAAAAAAAGGUUUGGUACAUUUUAGGAGAAUUUUGUGUUUAUUAUAAGCAACAGCAUUGGUUAUACGAUUUUUGACAAUUUUUUAAUAGAGUCACUUAUACGUAAAAUUUCCUUUGUGAUAUUCUAAAAACUCAAAUCGUACAGCGAAAGUUGUUCCAAUAAUCAUUAAUAAAUUAUACUCUUAAAUUUCUACUAAACCUUUUUUUUUCGAACAACCCAUAUAUUUUUAUAGUUUAAAAUAAAUCACGCCUUGUCAUAAUUUUAUUAUAAUUUUAAGUAGAAAAAAGCUUUUAGUUUUUUUAAUGUAAUUAGGAAAUCAGCUAUUAUAUCUUAUGUUUCAAGUUACGUAAAUUCAGUCGGUGCGCGAGUUUAUGGACAUUUAUAGACCUUUAGUGUUAUAUACGUUUUACACUUUUUACUUUGACACAGUUAGGGUAAAAAUACUACGUUUUAAACGAGAGAAGUAAGACAAGGUCUUGGUAUUUCCCCUAUUCGGUUAUGUACAUAAUUGGAUACGAACAUAAUCAUAUUGUCGUGUCGUUAAUAGUGCUUCAACGUAGCAUGUAAUAGCUGUGUUCGACAGUAUACACACACACCUGCUUGGGCCAUAAAUCCGCGUACUAAUUAUACUUUACUCCUUUUGUAUUAAAAGUUGCUUACAACUUAAUUUUCGAUUCAAUGCUGUCUUAUAACCUCAUGUGAAUAUAAAAUCGUCAGCUACGUGAUACUGUAAGCUGGUUUGUAAUAUUUGAUUUUUAAAAGUGCCUGCAGGUAACGUCUAGCUUGUCAUUAGAAUCGUGAUUUCAUUUCUAUCCCUUUUUGUCUAGUGGAGUGUUAGAGUUAUAAGAAAGAGAUAGAAGAAAACUUGUGAUUCUAUAGAGUAGAUAGAUACUAUUAAUAAUAGGAUACUUAAAAAUCAUUUCUCGUAAUACGUUCGAUCAAUUGUACUUUUAUUAAACUAGUUAUUGAUUUUAUCGAUUUAAAAUUUAAUAUAUAAAAAUGUAAAUUUACAUUAUACAUCAAAGAUGAAAUGUUACCAUUUUGCAUCACAAAUGUAUAUAAAAAUUUUUAGCUAGAUUGUUGAAUUGUUAUUAAAUAAUAUUGACAAUGAAUCUAUAUUUAUCUGUAUAUUGAAAAAUUCAAAUUCAGUCAUUUUUUUAUAUUGCAAAUAUACUUAUUAUUAUUUCAGUCUGUAAUAUAAUUUAUGAUUUUUUUAAUGAAUUAAUUAUAUAAUUUCAACUUUAUAUGUUAUUAGU
Hyposmocoma kahamanoa is the source of this 9454-nucleotide messenger RNA. Its product is annotated as furin-like protease 2. The record is from RefSeq and is a predicted model, not a curated record. Gene Ontology annotation, molecular function: serine-type endopeptidase activity. Gene Ontology annotation, biological process: protein processing. Bases 258 to 3863 code for a protein of 1201 amino acids. Gene Ontology annotation, cellular component: trans-Golgi network; Golgi membrane. Lineage: Eukaryota; Metazoa; Arthropoda; Insecta; Lepidoptera; Cosmopterigidae. The transcript has 12 exons.